CAGUCAGUAAGCGGCGGACAGGUGAGUUGGUUGUGCAGCAUCUGUCUCUGUAACGGAGCUCCUCCGUGCUGCAGCAUGAGAUAAACAUGUCCGGUUAACGACGUAAUCCGUUUGGAGGCAGCUGAAUUUACCGCCGGUGUGGAGACAUGGAGGCUGUGAGCAAGUGGAGCCCGCAACAAGUGGUGGACUGGAUGAGAGGUCUGGAUGAGAGCCUCUAUCAGUACAUCCCGUCCUUCCAGAGGCAGCAGGUGGACGGAGAGAAGCUGCUCAGGAUGUCCCACCAGGAGCUGCUCUCUCUGGGUGUGGCGCGGGUCGGACACCAGGAGCUGGUGCUGGAGGCCGUCGAUUUGCUCUGCGCUCUGAACUAUGGUGUGGAGUCGGACAACCUGAAAACUCUGGUGGGGAAGAUGAGAGUGGCGCACCACCACCUUAGCAGCGCCGUGUCACAGCGCAGGAAAAACCCGGCCUACCACAGCAAGAACUCCCACCAGCCCACCAACGAGUUCCUGACCGCUGUCGUCGAGCUGAUCGGAGCCGCCAAGAGUCUGCUGGCCUGGCUGGACAGGACUCCUCUGACGACUGCCAAUGACUUCACCUCUACCAAAAGCCAAAUCAUCCAACUGUGUCUGGAGCUCACCUCCACCGUGCAGAAGGACUGUACUGUUUAUGAGAUGGAGGAGAAGAUUCUGGAAGUGUCACAAGCUCUGAACGCCAUCUGCGAGAAGACAGUCCAGGCGACGUCUGACCCCUCCAAAAGCGAGAUGGCCUGUCUGGAGGAGGUCCACAUCACCAACAUCAAACCUGGAGAGGGACUGGGGAUUUACAUCAAAUCCACCUACGACGGGCUUCAUGUCAUCACAGGAACAACGGAGAAUUCUCCUGCAGAUAAAACUCAGAGGAUUCACGCUGGAGAUGAAGUCGUUCAGGUCAACAAACAGACAGUGGUUGGAUGGCAGCUGAAGCACCUGGUGGAGAAACUGAGGACGGAGUCUGGAAGCGUUGCGCUGAUGGUGAAGAAGAGGCCGUCUGGAACUUCUGGUGGCUUUGCACCUGCUCCCCUGAAAAACCUGCGCUGGAGGCCACCACUCGUACAGACAUCUCAGGGAGCUCCGGGUCUUUACAGAUCUCGACAGCCACAAUCCUCAGAGGCUGUUGGGAAAAGAGGGAAGACGGCCAUCUUGGAUUUAUACAUCCCUCCUCCCCCCGCAGCACCAUACUCCCCACUAGAUGGGAACAUAAAUGUGUCUCCAGGUGUGAAAAUGCGUCCCAAGUCUCCAAACUCAUGUCUGGAUACAGAUGUGAGGCGACGCUCGAGUGCUGCAGACGACAAGAGAGUAUCCAUGGGCCCCCCACCUGAACUCAGCCAGCCGGUCCCAGUCCGCCUCAGACAGCGCUCCUCUGCACGCUCUAAACCUCGACCCGUCUCCAUGCCAGUGGAGUCAUUUUCAGGUGUGUCUGACCCGUCCUCCAGAGCUCAGGGAAGGAAAGGGCAGGACAUUCUGCACAGAUACCUGAGUAACGAACGGAUCAGCACCAUCACCGAGGAGGAGCCAUGUUUCCCUCUGCCUUACCGAGGCCACCCGUCUGUCCGGGGCGUCGACCACAUCAGAGGCAGCCAGUGCUUCAUCAGCUCCAACCUGCACAACAGCGCCACCAUCCCUUACCAGGAAGCAGCGACCAAAAAGUCCUCUGCCUCCACCUCUGCUGCUGUUUCUCCUCCUCAGGCUGUAACCAAACAGUCCUCGCUGCUCGGCGGUUGGCUGGCUCGCCUCAGGCUGCUGAGUCACUGAAGAGGCAAAGCACCGAGUUUUUACACAAGUAACAUUAUUCAUCUGGUUCCUGGAAGAGGUUUUAUAGUGUCACCCUGACCCUCAGGAUGUGUGUUCCUAAAUAUCUAAGGAGUAAAUGCAGUUUUUUUUUUCCUUCCCCAGAGCAGCUGGAGACUGUGGUCAACUAAAAAGAUCAUGAACUUUUGGAAUGAACCAAACAACCCAUGGCAGCUAGGAAGCUGAAUAUAAUUACAACAACAUUAAGCUCAUUAGUUUAAUUUUACAUUUAAGAAAUCAGUCAGAUAAUUAGAACAUUUGGUUUUCAAAAAAUUUCAUCUGUCAUCAACACUUACAAAUGAACUGGAAAAUAAUUGAGUCUACCUUGGAGUUGGGUCUAAAAAUUACAGCUUUCCUUUGGCAAUGUUUUUUACAGAUACAUUAAUGUUUUAGGUGUAAUUUAAAAGACAGAACCUUCUAAACAUUAUUUAGAUCAAAUUUCUGCUUUAUGCAUCUAAAACAUCUCCUUCGAAAGAUUCUUUGAAGAAAUCCCAUGUUUCUAUCAUGAUAAGCUUUCAAAAGGUGAUCCUCAGGGAACCAUCGUGGAUCUUCCCAUGGUUUGGAUUUGAGGAGUUUCUGAAGACUUUUUACUAUUGUAAGGAGUGUUUCUGGUUCAUGUUUGGUGCCUUUACACUGAUUAAAUAAUAUGCAAGAACUUUUAAACCUUCUUACUACAGUGAUCAGAGUGUGAGAAAAACAGUAAAAUGGGGCUAGACGAUAUGGCAAGUAAAAGAAGCCCAUUUUUUUUACAGUCAGUUUGAAUAUGUUUUUCCAUCUGUCUGACGUUGUACAGCAACAUUAGAAAAUAUAAAUGGGUUUCAGCUCUUAUUUGAUGUCUUAAAAGUGAGAUUAAAUCUUAAAAAUAGAGUUCACGUUGUCAAUGAUGUAAUUCUGACUUGGAGGCUCUCAAUUUUCUGAAAGUUUGUUUGUAUAUAUUUGACUUAAUCAUACAGAGGUGCCUGAAAACCAAACAAACACAAAAACCCGAAUUAUCUUAUAUUUUAUACAGUAUGUAUAUUAUGUUGAAAACUCACCAUCUAACCCUUUAUUGAUGCCACUGUAAUGAGUUGUUCAAUGAUGUGAAGAUAUAAACACGAAUCCUCCCCGUAUGUACCAUCCAUCACAUGUGACAGAAAGAGGACUGACCAACAAAAAAACUGAAUUUAUUUUCUCCUUCAGUUUUUUUAAUAUUGUUAUUUGUUUUAAAUGGAAAAUUAAACCGUUACAUACAUUGUUAUGGAAUGACGUUAUGCUGGCAUUCAGUUCAUGAUGGCUUGGAUCUAACUGCUUCAACUGGCUGAAUGAAAACUUGGAUGUAACACCAGUAUUUUAAAGACAUUUUGGAGAUCACGUUGUUCACCUGCUGCCAUCUACAUCAGAUACUGGAAUCCCAAGAUGCUGAUGUGUCCAGAGAGGAGAGAGGAGUGUGGCAGGUUCAAACAUCAUAAAACAUACCCUUCUUUCAGCCUUAAAGACACUCAAGAAGAAUUUAGCUACUGACACCUCUACGUCUUGUAGUGACAGUUUUUGAAGGUUGCCUGUUUUAAUCACUGAAAACAAACAUUUAUCAACAAGCUUUGACCCGCUGAGCUUCCAUUCUCACUGCACAAGUCAGUGGCCGGCUCUAAAGUACCUCAUGAUUUGUGUUUACAGCGACAUGAAUCUGCUGAAGAUGAAGCUGGUUUUUGUUUUCAGUAGAUUUUGGUUUCUCUAUUUGUUAAAAUUACAUGACAACAGUUACAAUCCAUAAAAUCUAUCUAACCAGUUCCAGAAGGUGACAGGCACUACGCCUUGAGGUUUCAGGUAUCUCAGUGCAUUUCUGCUCUAAAAGUGGGGAAGCAUUUCUAGACCUCAGAGCCCAUUUUCCUCUCCAGGAGCCGACAGUUCCUCAGCAUUUCUGUACCCUUCCGGUUUAUAAAUCUGGUUUUAUCUUGUAUAGAUUGUGUUUAUUUCAUCACUGGAGUCAGAAUUCCAGGCAUUUAUCUAACAAAGUGUGAUUUUUGCAGUUUUAUCAGAUACAGAAUGGUUAAAAAGUCUAGAUAUGCAAGGCCUCAACAUCUUACUAAAUACUUCUGACGUUCAGCAGUGAUAUAAAUGCAUUGAUAAGUAAAAGAAGUUCAAAAAUGCAAUAAAAAGGUUCUUUAGCAAAGGGAACAUGGAAAAUAGGAAUGUUGCUGAACUGUUCAUUAACUAACGUUUACCAGCAAGAUUUCUAUGAUAGGCAGGUGUAAAGUUGUUAAAGCUGUAAUAUAUCUUAUUAGAUAAAAAGUAAAAAUUUAAAUUGCGGUUUAAUUUCUUAAAUAAAUGGACUCAAACUGAAACUAACAUGAACCAUGACAGCAGCUGACUGAGACAAUAAGUACUCAAAGUUUGGUUUAAGAGUAAAGCUUCAAGUGCUUGAUUCCUAAAUAGCAUGUUUUUCUUUUAAAGAUUUUACCAGAUAUAAAUCCAUCAGUUUAAAUCUCACACCUACACUUGAGUUUAUUCUGAAAACAGCUGCUUUCCUCCUUUGGCAGAGUCGUCUGCAGAUAUUUCCAUGCAGGUCAGGUGGAAGCUGCCAAAAAAUUCAGGAAUAAUUUAAAAAGCAGAACGUAUUUACUCACAGAUCUUAAGUAUUUAGUAUUGUGUCUUAAAUGUACUAAAAAAAGAUUGUUCCAAGAAGUCCUGUGUGUUUGAAGGUCCAAUCAUAAAAACCUUCCUGGAGGUGUUCCUCAGGGAUCCAUUUUGGAUCCCCUAAUGAUUAAAAUUUAAGAGACUUCUAAAGUUUCCUUGUAGACCUUAGCUUUUAUAAAGAGUGUCUGGUUUAUGUUAUCUAACUUUAUACUAACAAAGCAUUAUGCAAGAACUAUGAAGCUACUACACUGUAUCAGAAUAAAGUUAAUAUCACAGAGGCAGCCUUGCAUGUUGUUUACUGGAAAAGUGAGACUAUAACUUUAAGAAACGUGAAAGACUAAAUUUUACAAUUAAAAUGUGAAGUUAAUACAACACACUGUGGCUUAAUUCUAAACACUCAGGAGUUCUGCUGCUACAAGCUCACACGGUUUGGUAUAAGCAGUAGCUUGUGGUGGCUAAUGUUAGCAAACUUUGGAGAUUUUCUGUAUAACUGACAUUACUGAGUCAGUUCCAUUCCACUUGCUUUUACCAAACGGUGUGGUAUUUAAAGCAGAUGAGGAAUAUAUUUGACUGUCAUCAUCAUCACCCUGUAAGGACUGUUUAUUGACACAGUGGCUACUAAAUGUCAAAACUCAUCACUUGUUUAUUGUUCAGAUACUCUAAUCCGUAGAAGAUCUUGUUUGACAAGUUGUGCCGUUUUGCCAAACUUCUUGUAUCAUAAUCUCUUCUUUCCUGUUACGUUUUGUAAAUGUCACUGUGCUUAACUGGCCUCAUUCUUCAUAUGUAAAUAUGAAUUAUCCCAGAGUUCUAUGCUUUAAUGCCUCUGAUGCUUUGCAACUUGUGUAAAAAUAUAAACAAUAAAGUGCAAUUUAUUUUGAAAAGUU
Molecule: messenger RNA, 5323 nt
Organism: Acanthochromis polyacanthus (spiny chromis)
Lineage: Eukaryota; Metazoa; Chordata; Actinopteri; Pomacentridae
Gene: cnksr3
Product: cnksr family member 3
Exons: 13
Coding region: 147-1790 (547 amino acids)
Biological process (GO): regulation of signal transduction
Cellular component (GO): membrane; cytoplasm
Molecular function (GO): protein binding
Source: RefSeq, a predicted model, not a curated record